Linum tenue is the source of this 5026-nucleotide messenger RNA. The record is from the annotation of a GenBank genome assembly. NCBI's taxonomy places the organism in Eukaryota, Viridiplantae, Streptophyta, Magnoliopsida, Malpighiales, Linaceae.
AUGCCUGGAAAUGCUCCAAGGCAGAUGCAGCCUCCACCAACUCAGCAUGGAAUGCAAAACCUUCCAAACAACCAGCUCAUGGCUGCACAGUUUCACGCAAUGCACACUAUGCAAGCGCUGGCUCAGGAGCGUAAUAUUGACUUUUCGGUGCAUGCCAAUGCUAACUUGAUGGCGCAACUCCUUCCAUUGAUGCAGUCAAGGAUGGCUGCCCAACAGAAGGCAAGCGAAUCCAAUGUCGCUGUCCUUCCAUUGAUACAGUCACCACCAUUGCCGCCACCGCGACAGCCGCAACAGCAAAUUGCUCCUCAAGGUGUCUGUAAUCAGGAGGGACCUGGUCAAAAGCCUUCUGACAAGCAAGUGAGGCAUGUAGAUUCCAGUGAGAAGGAAACUCGGUCAAUGCCACUGGCAAAUGGGCUAAUUACUCCCAAAGAGGAAAAUCUUGUUCGUGAGGAGAAAUCAACAAUGUUAGUGAGUCGAGUGCAAGUUUCUGGUGGUGCAAUGCAGGAAACUACACCAGCGGGAGCUUCAACUAAAGAAGAUCAGCAAAGUCCAAUAUUUUCCCCCAAGUUAGAUCAGGACGCUGAACAUGGCCCACAGAAUAUUCCCGUUGGAAAUGAUCUUCCAGCUGAUAGGGGAAAGAUAGUCGCUACACAGUUGCCUGUAUCUGAUGCAACUCAAGUUAGGAAACCAACACAAGCAAACACUGCAUCGGUGCCAAAAGAUUCUAAUUAUGCCAGAAAAUAUCAUGGUCCGCUUUCUGAAUUUCCAUUUUUCACAAGGAAACAUGACUCAAUGAGUUCAUCGGGUAUGAUUAACACCAAUAACAACCUGACCCUGGCAUAUGAUGUUAAAGAUCUUCUUUUCGAAGAAGGCACUGAAGUUCUGAGCAUAAAAAGAUGUGAAAAUUUGAGGAAAAUUUGUGGUUUAUUGGCAGUAAAUCUUAAGCGGAAGAGGAUCAGGCCUGAUCUUGUGUUGCGGUUACUGAUUGAGGAGAAAAAGCUCAAACUUUUGGAUCUACAGGCACGCAUACGAGAUGCGGUUUAUCCACAACAGCAGGAGAUAAUGGCAAUGCCAGACAGACCUUAUCGGAAAUUUAUUAGACUAUGUGAGCGCCAACGGAUGGAGUUGGCUAGACAAACAGAAGAAUAUCUUAAUAAGUUAGGAAGUAAAAUAACUGCUGCUAAGAGUCAGCAGGAAGUAGAAGAGGCGGCAAAUGCUGCAGCUGCAGCUGCAAGAUUGCAGGGACUUUCUGAAGAAGAGGUGAGGGCAGCAACAACUUGUGCUGGAGAGGAAGUAAUGAAUGAUAAGAAACCGAUUUACAGAAAUGAAUGCCCCUAGGGAGGGUUCAUCUGUUAGCAAAUAUUACAAUCUCGCUCAUGUAGUGAAUGAAAGAGUCACAAGACAGCCUUCAAUGUUGAGAGCUGGAACGUUGAGAUAUUAUCAGCUUGUAGGUUGGAUUGCAGUGGAUGCUGUCUUGGUAUAACAACAAGCUGAAUGGGAUCUUAGCUGAUGAGAUGGGUCUUGGAAAGACUGUACAGGUCAUGGCAUUGAUUGCCCAUCUGAUGAAAUUUAAAGGAAACUAUGGACCGCAUCUUAUAAUCGUUCCUAAUGCUGUUUUAGUGAAUUGGAAGAGUGAAUUCCACACCUGGCUGCCAUCUGUGUCGUGUAUCUUUUAUGUUGGGAACAAGGAACAAAGAUCCAAAUUAUUUUCUCAAGAGCUUUGUGCCUUGAAGUUCAACGUUCUUGUCACAACAUAUGAAUUUAUCAUGUACGAUCGGGCAAAACUUUCCAAAGUUGAUUGGAAAUAUAUCAUGCACAGAGGAUGAAGGAUAGAGAAUCAGUUUUGGCCCGUGAUCUUGACAGAUAUCGAUGCCAGAGGCGCCAGCUUCUCACUGGAACACCAUUGCAGAAUGAUUUAAAGGAACUUUGGUCACUUUUGAAUCUGCUGCUGCCAGAAGUUUUUGACAAUCGGAAAGCAUUUCAUGAUUGGUUCUCAAAACCGUUUCAGAAGGAAGGCCCUACACAUGAAGCAGAGGAUGAUUGGCUUGAGACUGAGAAGAAGGUCAUUAUCAUUCACCGACUUCAUCAGAUUUUGGAGCCUUUCAUGCUUCGGCGUCGUGUAGAAGAUGUGGAAGGUUCACUGCCAGCAAAGGAUUCCAUUGUCUUGAGAUGUAGAAUGUCAGCAUUCCAGAGUGCAAUUUACUAUUCGAGUGGAUCCUGAGGAUGAGAAGGUGAGGGUCCAGAAAAGUUCAAUAUACCAGGCUAAGGUGUAUAAACUCUAAAUAACAGGUGUAUGGAGCUUGGAAAAACUUGCAAUCAUCCAUUGCUUAAUUAUACAUAUUUGAAUGACUGCUCCAAGGACUUCCUUGUUAGAUCUUGUGGGAAACUGUGGAUUCUGGAUAGGAUCCUCAUGAAGCUGCAUAGAACAGGACAUCUGGUACUGCUCUUUAGUAGUAUGACAAAACUUCUGGACAUAAUGGAGGAGUAUUAUUUGCAAUGGAGGAGACUACUAUACAGAAGGAUUGAUGGUACAACUAGGCUUGAAGAUCGUGAGGCAGCUAUUGUAGAGUUUAAUAGUCCUAAUUCUGAUUGCUUCAUCUUCUUGCUCAGUAUUCGUGCAGCUGGAAGGGGGCUUAAUCUUCAAUCUGCCGACAUCCUGAUCGAAUUGGACAGAAAAGGGAAGUAAAAGUCAUUUACAUGGAGGAAGCACUAGUCAACAAAAUCCCUAGCCAUCAGAAAGAGGAUGAAUUUGGAAGUGGAGGUUCCGUUGAUCUAGAAGAUGACCUGGCUGGUAAAGAUAGAUAGAUACAUGCAUAAGGAACAACAUUCAACAAUAUAAGAUUGACAUGGCUGACGAGGUUAUCAAUGCUGGGCAUUUUGACCAAAGAACAACACAUGAAGAGAAGAGAGACGCAUGACUUUGGAAACACUGUUGCAUGAUGAAGAGAGGUAUCAGGAAACAGUGCAUGAUGUUCCGUCACUUCAACAAGUGAAGAGGAAGUUGAGUUGUUUGAUCAAAUGGAUGAAGAACUAGACUGGGAAGAGGAGAUGACCAGGUGCCUGAGUGGCUUCGAGCCAGUUCUAACGAUGUGAAUGUUGCAAUUGCGAAUCUCUCCAAGAAACCAUCAAAAUAUAUGUUAUCUGCUGGAAAUUUGGUUGUACAAGGCAGUGAAAAUGAGCCCCGAAGGGGGCGACCUAAGGCAAACAAGUCUCCAAAUUACAAGGAAAUUGAUGACAAUAAUGGAGAAUAUUCUGAUGAGGGAAAUAGAUAUUCUGCUCAUGCUCAUGAUGAAGAGAGAGAGAUUAGAGAAUUUGUAGAUGAUGAAUCUAGUGGUGCUGGUGAGGCACAAGCAAUCCAUAAGGAUCAGUCAGAAGAUGAAUUUCCAGCAUGUGAUGGUGGGCUUCUGAUGCCAGAUGAGGGGGAGAUAGCGAUGUCUGGAGAUUCUCACAUGGAUCGCCAGCAAUCAGGAAGUUGGAUUCAUGAGCGUGAUGAAGGUGAAGAUGAACAGGUCUCGCAAUCCAAAAUAAAAUGGAAACAAAGCAUUCGGCUUCGACCCCGCCAUAUUGUAGACAAGACAGAUGAGAAGCUUGUUAACGAGGUUCCACGUGGAGAUUCUUGUCCUUCACCUUUCCAAGUGGAACACUACACAAGUAUCAACAGUUGAGGAGUAAUCUGGAAACCAGAGAAAUAAAUGCUGAUCAAACCGAUUCUUCGAAAAUCAGGCGAAAUUUACCCACUAGGAGAGCAACUAGUGCAUCAAAGUUGCAUGCAUCAUCACCAAAAUCAGGGAGGAUGAAUUUGCAGUCCCUUCCCUCUGAAGAUGUUGCAGAACAUUCUAGAGAUAGCUGGGAUGGCAAAGGGACAGGUCUAAGUGGUACUCCAGUGGUGGGAAAUAAGAUGUGCAGAAAAGGUGUAAAAAUGUGGUUGUCAAGUUUCAAAGGAAAGUUGAGAAGGAAGGUCAGCAAAUUGUCCCUCUCCUAACUGAUCUAUAGAAGAGGAUUGAAGCAGGCUGUAUGACUGGUGAUGGAAAUAAUCUCUUGGAUUUAAGGAAGAUCGAGCAGCGUGUCGACAGUUCAGACUAUGGUGGAUUCAUGGAGCUUGAUUUUGAUGUUCAAUUCAUAUUAAAAGGGUGCAAUGCAGCUCUAUGGUUUCUCUCACGAGGUUAGAUCUGAAGCAAGAAAAGUUCACGAUCUAUUCUUUGAUCUCUUGAAGAUAGCUUUUCCAAACACAGAUUUUCGGGAAGCCAGAGGUUCACUGUCGUUUUCUGGGCCAGCACCACCUACCUCCAAUGCUGUUCCAUCUCAAAGACGGACAGUGGCAAGCCAAAGCAAAAUUAAAGACAAGCAAACAAAUGAGGCAGAUACCGAUGCCCAUAAGCCAAUUCCUCAAAGAGAGUCUUCUAAACUUGGAGAGGACGCAAGGAUGUGUGUCCAGAUUCCUCUGAGGGAAACUAGGCAGCAAGGGAAUGGAAGUACCGGGAACCGAGAACAGCAGCAGGAUGAUUCCCCGUUGCACCCUGGGGAGUUGGUUAUGUGCAAGAAGAAGAGAAAAGAUCGGGAAAAGCCUAGGGCUGGAUCAAGUGGCCCUGUUUCCGUCCCUAGCUAGCAUUGGGGCAGGUUUGAUCGGCAGAGAAGGAAGACCGAGUCAGCAGCGGCCAUAAGCCACAACAUGCAUGGAUUAACCAAUCUCAAGCCGUAAAUAAUAAUGGCGCUGCUGGCGGUGGUAAUGCUGGGUGGGCAAAUCCUGUGAAGAGUUUAAGGACUAGACGCAGGUAAACCAAGGCCGAGCCAUUUGUAAUACUUAUAUAUAUAGGUUUGUAAGAGUGUAAAUGUAGAAUAUGUAAUGGAAGAGUUGGUGGGGUGUUCAAGUUGUAACGUAUUAGCCACACAGGAAUUUGCGCCCAAGAAACUAGAUUUUAGGUACGUAUUGCUCACCCCGAACUCCCCUCAUUGUACACAAAUUACCACUAAAAAAAUCAUUAAAUACCACAUUGAUUAUUUAAGAGUGGUAGUGAUUUAUAAGGCC